UAUAUGUGCGCCUGCGCGGCGCUGCUGCGGGACAGUCGGGACGGAGGAGACAAGAUGGCGUUGCGGGCGAUGCGGGGGAUCGUGAACGGGGCUGCGCCCGAGCUACCCGUGCCCACCAGCGGGCCCGUGGUGGGAUCCCGGGAGCAGGCGCUGGCGGUGAGCCGGAACUACCUUUCCCAGCCUCGCCUCACAUACAAGACAGUAUCAGGAGUCAAUGGUCCACUAGUGAUCUUAGAUCAUGUUAAGUUUCCCAGAUAUGCUGAGAUUGUCCACUUGACGUUACCAGAUGGCACGAAGAGAAGUGGGCAAGUUCUAGAAGUUAGUGGUUCCAAAGCAGUGGUUCAGGUGUUUGAAGGGACUUCGGGUAUAGAUGCCAAGAAAACAUCCUGUGAGUUUACUGGGGAUAUUCUCCGAACACCAGUGUCUGAGGAUAUGCUUGGUCGGGUAUUCAAUGGAUCAGGAAAACCUAUCGACAGAGGUCCUAUUGUACUGGCUGAAGACUUCCUUGACAUCAUGGGCCAGCCAAUCAAUCCUCAGUGUCGAAUAUACCCAGAGGAGAUGAUUCAGACUGGCAUUUCCGCCAUAGACGGCAUGAACAGUAUUGCAAGGGGGCAGAAAAUUCCCAUCUUCUCUGCUGCUGGCUUACCACACAAUGAGAUUGCAGCUCAAAUCUGUCGCCAGGCUGGUUUGGUAAAGAAAUCCAAAGAUGUAGUAGAUUACAGUGAGGAAAAUUUUGCAAUUGUAUUUGCUGCUAUGGGUGUAAACAUGGAAACUGCCCGGUUCUUCAAAUCUGACUUUGAAGAAAAUGGCUCAAUGGACAAUGUCUGCCUCUUUUUGAACUUGGCUAAUGACCCAACUAUUGAGCGAAUUAUCACUCCUCGCCUGGCUCUAACCACGGCGGAGUUUCUGGCCUAUCAGUGUGAGAAACAUGUGUUGGUUAUCCUAACAGAUAUGAGUUCUUAUGCAGAGGCACUUCGAGAGGUGUCAGCUGCCAGGGAAGAGGUUCCUGGUCGACGAGGUUUCCCAGGUUACAUGUAUACAGAUUUAGCCACAAUAUAUGAACGUGCUGGUCGAGUGGAAGGUAGAAAUGGCUCUAUUACUCAAAUCCCUAUUCUCACCAUGCCUAAUGAUGAUAUCACUCAUCCCAUCCCUGACUUGACUGGAUAUAUUACAGAGGGGCAGAUCUACGUGGACAGACAGCUGCACAAUAGACAGAUUUACCCGCCUAUAAAUGUGCUGCCCUCAUUAUCACGGCUGAUGAAGUCUGCCAUUGGAGAAGGCAUGACCAGAAAGGACCACGCUGAUGUAUCCAACCAGCUGUAUGCAUGCUAUGCUAUCGGUAAGGAUGUACAGGCCAUGAAAGCCGUAGUUGGAGAAGAAGCCCUUACCUCAGACGAUCUUCUUUACUUGGAAUUUCUGCAGAAAUUUGAACGGAACUUUAUUGCUCAGGGUCCUUACGAAAACCGCACUGUCUUUGAGACUUUGGACAUUGGCUGGCAAUUGCUCCGAAUCUUCCCCAAAGAAAUGCUGAAGAGAAUCCCUCAGAGCACCCUGAGCGAGUUUUACCCUCGAGACUCUGCAAAACAUUAGCUGCUGCUCCAUCACCGGCUCAAUACUCUUGUGAAAUGCUGAUUCUGUUUUCUUUAUUCCCUGUAAGUGCACCAACCCCACCUUGAAUUGGAGUUUACUGUGUUACCCUGUAAUUAAAAAUGCAGAAUAGGUAACAUAUUGUGCCACUGUUGCAAUGUCUUAAACUGCUAGCAGGUUUUAAAAUAUCCCCCUAUUCAGAAAACCUGGAUCCUCAAUGCUGUGUUUAAAGCAGCUGCAGGGAUGGAGGUGAAGUUUUCUUCCUGAUGCGUUUGUGCACAGUGGUGUAGUUAGUUGCCUUAUCACGUCCUCAUUAUUUCGGUCUCCUAGACCUUACCUCUCAACCCCCUCAAAGUAUCGAUAUAUGAAGUUAAAAUACUUCGAUUUCCAAAUUAGGGUCAGAAUCAGGUCUGAAAGCAUCCUUUUGGAAGAGCCAAAAGGCUUCUUCCUGAGCAUUUGUUUUUGUAUGGUUGGCGUGCCUCCAGGUCUACACUGCUUGCUCUAAGCAGAUGGUUUUUACUGUCUACCUUCUCUUUCCUGUUCAAUGACGGGAUUAGAAAAGGAGUUUCCUCUCCUCUUUAGUCCGUGUGAGUCAGGACUCCUGUGUGUGAACUUUCUCGCCCCCUCUGAGUAGCACUGAGUCAUGCAGCUUUUGCACAGCUGGCAUUGAUCUGGUAGAGUGAGAUGCCUGGCCUUGAUCCUUACUGGCUUUCCAUGCAGAGGAAUCAUUAAAAUAACUACUGGAACUGUUGCUUGGAAAGAAUUGGGGUGUAAUAAAGAUGAAGAAAGGAAAACCUGUAUCUGUUCUACAUUCUGACAUGCUAACAGUGGUGUAAGUUUCUAAAGUGUUUACCAGAUGCUGAAGGCAAGGCGGGAAGCUCACGUAUGGAUAUUCUAAACUCUGAGAGCAGCCUUUGGAAAAUCCUGUUUGGUUCUUUUCUGACCUAUCUUUGCCUUUUCAGGGUAAUCUUGUGGCACGGUGAUAGCAUUUACAAGCUUCAGCCUGUUAAUUCCUGCUGCUUCUUGCUGUGAGCCCUGAGCUGUCUUCUGUGCACUCCUGCCCUGUUUGGUCUCUGUGUUCCUUGUCACUUGGGUACAAUAGCAACUUCUCAGCUCUCUGCAUUCCAUCUUUCAAGUUGUGUAAAGUUCUUCCUUUUUUUCUCUGAGGGUAUAGUGGGUGGGGUGGGGGAGACAGCAUGAUUAUAUUUAAUGUAGAAAAUGUGACAUCUGGAUAUAAAAUGAAAAUAAAUGUUAAAUUAAAUGGAA
This is a messenger RNA of Manis javanica (Malayan pangolin), 2853 nucleotides long. RefSeq names its product ATPase H+ transporting V1 subunit B2 (gene ATP6V1B2). NCBI's taxonomy places the organism in Eukaryota, Metazoa, Chordata, Mammalia, Pholidota, Manidae. Gene Ontology annotation, cellular component: proton-transporting V-type ATPase, V1 domain. Gene Ontology annotation, biological process: ATP metabolic process; vacuolar acidification; proton transmembrane transport. Gene Ontology annotation, molecular function: ATP binding; proton-transporting ATPase activity, rotational mechanism. The record is from RefSeq and is a predicted model, not a curated record.